Messenger RNA from Pisolithus orientalis, 948 nucleotides. RefSeq lists its product as uncharacterized. The transcript is spliced from 7 exons. The coding region runs from base 1 to 948 and encodes 315 amino acids. NCBI's taxonomy places the organism in Eukaryota, Fungi, Basidiomycota, Agaricomycetes, Boletales, Pisolithaceae. The record is from RefSeq and is a predicted model, not a curated record.
AUGACCAUAGUGCACACAGAAGGAAUUUUCACUCAUGAGAUUUCUUGGUGCAAUUGCCCUGGGGAAAGACUCUUUCCAGCCAGUAUAACAAAGCCCAAGACUGCUUUCACCUUUGAUGUUCUUAAUCACUUUCUCAUUGAUGCCCUGGAAUGCAAGACUUCAGCUAUGAGUUUCUAUCAGAAGCUGAAGAGGUUCACCAACAAUGCAUUUCCUGACUGUAUACCAGACAGGUACCAAGAGCUGAUGAGGGUUUCCAGACUGUGGAGGGAUUUGAAACAUAGGAAAUGGUUUGGCUUUGGUCAUGAUAAAGAACAAGAUCCUAGACAAGGAGAACUUGCACUCUUUUGUCCUGCCUGCCCACAACCAGGUAUUAAUUUACCUCCAGAUUGGAAAACCCAAUAUGACAGUGAUACCAUAAUGAGGCAAUAUGUCAUGGAUGGCAACUUCACUGCUCAGCAUAUGAAAAUGAACAAGCCUGAGUUGGAUGUGUCAUUAGCAGAUGGAACUGGUUACAUGGUUGCUGAAAAGCCCUACCAGGCCCAUCUUGAGCAGUCUUUGGAUAACAAGGAGAGAUCCACCUGCAGCAAUCACAGGGCAAUCAAUGCUGCUAAUAUUAACAAGUCCAAUCUCCAGGCCCUUGUCAUUUAUGAUGUUGGGUGCCAGUGGAGUAUUAACUUCCAGAGUCGGGUAAAAUCCAGCUGCUCUCUCCAUCUCCCUCCCUCCCUGGAAAUCAUUCCUGCUGUGGGGAAGUUUCAUCUUGCUGCCCACAAACUCUCUUGCUUUCCAAGAUAUAGCCUCAACUUUAUCAAGGGUGCUGGUCAUCUGGAUGAAGUGUAUGAUGACCAUAUGAGAGAUUCUAACUGGAAAAAAAUUGUCAACAUGGGUGAGAGACCUUUUCUUCAAAGAGAAGUUAAUUUACCCUGUACAUCUCAGUUCCUGCACUGUUGA